Molecule: messenger RNA, 315 nt
Organism: Aspergillus luchuensis
Lineage: Eukaryota; Fungi; Ascomycota; Eurotiomycetes; Eurotiales; Aspergillaceae
Exons: 1
Coding region: 1-315 (104 amino acids)
Source: RefSeq, a predicted model, not a curated record
AUGUCCUCACUUUCAAAUGGUCCCGGGGUCAUCGUUCCAGCACCCCAGCCCUUGAAGCCAGAAGACCGUGACGCAGCGCUGAGGCUUUUUGAUAGUAUCGUCGAGCAAUUCGAACCUUCGCAGGCAACCGAGAAAGGCUUGAAAUCAGUUUCUCUUAUUCGACUUAUGAAAGAGGAGGUUUCCGAUAAAGAUAGCUUUCUCGAACUCUUCUUCCAUUUCAUUGAACAACAUUUAGGUGGUGUCUCGCUCGAUGCAGAGCCCUCCAUUGCUCACAUUUUAACUCGUUUGGACAAUUUCAGUACAUGGACCACCUAG